Messenger RNA from Oncorhynchus tshawytscha (Chinook salmon), 3467 nucleotides. Its product is annotated as calcium-independent phospholipase A2-gamma. The record is from RefSeq and is a predicted model, not a curated record. Gene Ontology annotation, cellular component: membrane. Gene Ontology annotation, biological process: arachidonate metabolic process. NCBI's taxonomy places the organism in Eukaryota, Metazoa, Chordata, Actinopteri, Salmoniformes, Salmonidae.
CACCCGGGCCAUUAAUCCAAUUCCCCUCAGUGGGCUGAUAGUGGCAGGUGAUAAAUAGCCAAUUGUAGGUCAGAUCAAAGACCGCGUGAUCAUUGUUUUCCUCUGUUUUUUGUUGUUGUCCGUGGAUUAAAACUGUCGAGUCGAAUGACCCCCAACACAUACCGAGAAGCUUGUUGUGAACCGUGUUUACAUGUUCGUUUGAUUUCGCUGUUACGAGAGUCAAUGAAUUCUUCAGAUUUCCACCAACCGUCAUCAAGAAACUGCUUCAUGAAGGAAUAAACAAAUGAAAGCUGCCUUCCAAGACCAAGAGGGAUGUCUCUGAGAUGUGUUCCAGAUUCUUGUGUGCUCAAAGUAAGCAGAGCAGCGAACUUCUGGCAUACACAAGGUCAACGAGCAGCAUCACUUCCAUUGUCUUCUCAACAACACCCUCCUUGUAGGUUUGAUGUCCGAGCAGGCCUGAGCCACAAAGUUGGCUUUCUCAGCUGGAAGUAUACCCACAGCACAAAAAGUAGAAUUCGCAAUAAGAUAUGGCUCUCCAGAGCUAGUCAGAUAAGACACAGGCUUGGCCUCCACACCAGCAUCUACUACUUAAAUACAUCCACCUCACGCUGGUCCACUGGUCUCAGCCACACCAUGUCGCGCUUCAGGAGCACCCUGGACUCCGUCUCCAAGGCGGUGAGCGGGUCACACGCUGAGCUCCUCUCCAAGAUAGCCCGGCUCAAAGCCAAACCCAAACAGAACGCCAUUGAGGCUGGCAAAGUGUUGGAAGCCAACCCGGAGAUGGGGCUAACACCACAGGGUCAUGGUACUGUAGGGUACCCAGCUCUAACCCCAGCCCCAGUUCCUGCCUAUACCUCCGCUAACACCACUGUUAAUGCACCUCCUCCAAUCCCUGCCUCGGUGUCUGCCCCUAGUCCUCCACCUACUACAGCCACUGCUUCUACACCCACACCUACUCUAUCUCCAACACUUACACCUACUCCAUAUCUUACACCUGGCCCUACUCCUGGCAUUACCGCCAGCGCCCCUCCCAUUGCCACCCCUCGCCCCAACAUUGCCAGGGCAAAUGCUGCUGUCUCAGGCCCCAGUAUCCAGGAAGUCAGACAGAGGAGGGUGCAGCGUGCAGCCACAGCAUCCAUUGUCCCAACCGCUGUGGCCACCAACGGGACCUCCAACGGGACCACCAAAAGGCUGGAGCAGGUCAGAUCACCACUACCAACAGAUAGUAGUGUACCUGAGAGAGCCACCACCACAGUCUCCCAACAGACCACAACACAACUCUUCCAUCCCAGCUCCUUCUCAGUUAACCUGGAUGAGACCUACAACUACCUGUCCCACCACGUGAACUCGUACUUCAGCAACAUAACAAAGUCUGAUGAGGAUAAAGAGCAUAACACAGACCGUGGUUCCACUGACCUCCUGCCGAUGUCAGACAAAACGUCCCCAGGGUCUGCUGCACCCGUAGUUCCCCAUCUUCUAAAAAAGGGUAUCGGCCGUUACCUAUCCUACUCUGGUGACACUGUACAGGCCUUUGUAGGGAGCUACAUUGCUCCCCUGGUCCCCAGGUUUAGCAGGGCAGCUGCUGAACCCAAGAGUGCUGCUGUAGAGCAGAAGAGGCUGAAGGCAGAAGAGGCAGGGGCAAAGCCAUGGCAAGGAGAGGUGGCGGUGAACACGGAACAGAAGGCUGCUGAGGAGAGGGCCAAGAGACUGCUGCUCCAAAGAGAGAAGAUCAUAGCUAGGGUGAGCGUGGACAACCGGACCCGGUCCCUGGUGAAGGCGUUAAACCGAGCGUCUGAUGUCAGGGUCUACAUCAACAGAGUGGAGGAGCUCAGCUUUCAUCUACUGGAGUUUCCAGAGACCCGCGGGGUGGCUGUCAAGGAGAAGGCGAUCCCGUGCCUACUGCGUCUCCGCCAGGCUGAGGACCCGUCUCUGAAGGCAGCAGUCAGGGAGGCCCUCACGCUGGUGGGAUACACCAACCCUGUCAAGGGCCAGGGAAUCAGGGUCCUGUCCAUCGACGGAGGGGAACCAGGUACAGUAGUGGGACUGAUUGCCCUUCAGACUCUGCAGAAACUGGAAGCCCUGACGGGAAAACCCAUCUACCAACUGUUUGAUUACAUCUGUGGUGUCAGCACAGGUUCCAUCCUGGGCUUCAUGCUGGGUGUGUUCCAGAUCCCUCUAAAUGAGUGUGAGGUGCUCUACAGGAAGCUGGGUUCUGACGUCUUCAAGCAGAACGUCAUCGUAGGAACCGUCAAGAUGGGCUGGAGCCACGCCUUCUACGACUCCGAGACCUGGGAGAACAUUCUCAAAGAAAAAAUGGGCUCUGAUCUGAUGGUGGAAACAUCAAGAAACCCCAAAUGCCCAAAGAUGGCAGCAGUGAGUACCAUUGUGAACAGGGGCACUCCUCUGAAGGCCUAUGUGUUCAGGAACUAUAACCUUCAGCCAGGGGUGCGCUCCCACUACCUGGGGGGCUGUGAACACAAGCUGUGGCAGGCCGUCCGAGCGUCCUCCGCUGCCCCAGGGUACUUCCAGGAGUUUGCCCUGGGACACGACCUUCACCAGGAUGGAGGUCUCCUCAUCAACAACCCCACAGCGUUGGCCAUCCAUGAGUGUAAAUGCCUGUGGCCCAAUACGCCGGUCCAGUGUGUGGUGUCACUGGGUACAGGCCGCGUGGAGACAGCUGGCAAAAACAACACCACGUACACCAGCCUCAAGACCAAGCUCACCAACGUCAUCAGCUCUGCCACCGACACAGAGGAAGUCCACAUCAUGCUCGAUGCCCUCCUUCCACCCGACUCGUACUUCCGCUUCAACCCUUAUAUAAACGAGGACAUCGCCCUGGAUGAGAGCCGUGGUGAGAAGCUGAACCUGCUGCAGGCCGAGGGCCUGCGCUAUCUGGACCGGAACCAGGAGAAGCUGCAGAAAGCUGCCCGGAUACUCACCAGGGACAAGACCACCGUCCAGAGGCUGACUGAGUGGGCCAAGCUCAAACGUGACAUGUACGAUGGUAUUCCCAUCUUCAACUCCAAGCUGUAGGGGAGUAGGUCCCAGGCUCCACCACCACACAAUACUAACUUCACCUAAAACUGGACUCUCUCCUAACACUGAAUCCAUACAUAGAGUAAUAGAAUCUAUAUGUUAGUCUCUGUGGUUGUAGACGGUGUAUUUUAAAUUGGUAGAAUACGUUUACUGAUGUGUUUUUACUGCACCCAUCUACGUGUUACUGCACCCAUCUACGUGUUACUGCACCCAUUUAUGUGUUACUGCACCCAUCUACGUGUUACUGCACCCAUCUACGUGUUACUGCACCCAUCUACGUGUUACUGCACCCAUCUACGUGUGACUGCACCCAUUUGACAGUGACUGUUUGCAUGCUCUGGCAGCACUUGGAGGGGAGGGGGUGAGAGAGAGGGGUCUGGCAACACUUGAGGGGGAGAGAGAGAGGUCUGUCAACACUUGGAGGGGAGUGG